AUGCCUCCAAGUCCAAUCAGCCCAGAUGAUCUACACAGGAUUUUCAAGAACCUUGACAAGAACAACAAGGGCCACGUCAGCACUCAUGAGCUCCACCGCCUCUUGGAGCUCGUCGGCAUCCGAACGACCCUAGACGAGCUCGAAAAAUACGUCGGUCGAGAAACCCUCAAUUUCAUCGACUUCUUAUUCUUCUACGAGGCAAUGGUCGAGUCGUCCAAAACGGCCGAACGAAAACAACAAUUAGGGGAAGGAGAUUAUAAUAACGAUAUUAAUGAUCAUCACGAAAACGAUCUUUUUGAGGCAUUUAAGGUGUUCGACUUGAAUGGCGACGGGUACAUAUCGUCCGAGGAGUUGGAGAGCGUUUUGUCGAGAUUAGGUUGGUGGGACCAAAAAACCGGGAAGAAGGACGGUAAGGACAUGAUUGGCGCGUACGACGAGAAUUCGGAUGGGGUUUUGGAUUUCGGGGAGUUUAAGAAUAUGAUGAUGUCGGGGGCUUCGACUUCUGAUUCGGAUACUUAG
Molecule: messenger RNA, 519 nt
Organism: Striga asiatica
Lineage: Eukaryota; Viridiplantae; Streptophyta; Magnoliopsida; Lamiales; Orobanchaceae
Source: the annotation of a GenBank genome assembly